Messenger RNA from Nannospalax galili (Upper Galilee mountains blind mole rat), 1817 nucleotides. It is a transcript of the gene Rpusd1, whose product is annotated as RNA pseudouridine synthase domain containing 1. The transcript has 6 exons. Gene Ontology annotation, biological process: pseudouridine synthesis. Gene Ontology annotation, molecular function: pseudouridine synthase activity; RNA binding. The record is from RefSeq and is a predicted model, not a curated record. The coding region runs from base 157 to 1077 and encodes 306 amino acids. NCBI's taxonomy places the organism in Eukaryota, Metazoa, Chordata, Mammalia, Rodentia, Spalacidae.
UGUGGGCGGGGUGAAGGCGGAGGUGCGCGCCAGCCCUGCCAAGGGGUGCUGGGUUUCCUAAUGUGGAGACGCAAGGUUGGAUGCAGGGCUGAAAAGUAAUAGCCAAGCCUCUGGACCCUGUUGCAGGUUCACUCCCACCUCCGUGCAGCCCCCACCAUGGAGCCUAGCAGCAUGGAAAAUCUGUCCAUCGUGUACCAGAGCAGCGACUUCCUGGUGGUGAACAAGCACUGGGACCUGCGAAUUGAUAGCAAGACUUGGAGGGAAACCCUGACUCUACAGAAGCAGCUACGACACCGCUUCCCAGAGCUAGCUGAUCCUGACACCUGCUACGGGUUCAGGUUCUGCCACCAAUUGGACUUCUCCACCAGCGGGGCACUGUGCGUGGCCUUGAACAAAGCAGCUGCAGGCAGUGCUUACAGAUGCUUCAAGGAGCGGCGUGUCACCAAAGCCUACCUGGCACUGGUCCGGGGUCAUGUCCAGGAAAGCCAAGUAACCAUCAACUAUGCCAUUGGCAGGAACAACACAGAGGGGCGGACCCAUACCAUGUGCAUCGAGGGCACACAGGGUUGUGAAAACCCUAAGCCAAGUCUCACGGAGCUGCUAGUCCUGGAACAUGGGCUGUAUGCUGGUGACCCUGUGUCCAAGGUGCUGCUGAAGCCACUUACAGGCCGGACACACCAGCUUCGUGUACACUGCAGCGCUGUUGGCCACCCUAUCGUGGGUGACCUGACUUAUGGGCAGCCUGAGGGCCAGGAGGACCAGCCCUUCCGCAUGAUGUUGCACGCCUUCUACCUGCGCAUCCCCACACAAACUGAGUGUGUAGAGGCUUGCACACCUGACCCCUUCCUGCCUGCCCUUGACGCCUGCUGGAGCCCCCACACCCUUGUUCAACCCCUUGAACAGCUCAUCCUGGCCCUACAGACUGAGCCUGAUCCUGACCCUGUGGAUGGAGGGCCCAGGCCCUGCAGCCCCUCCACACCCCUUCCCGGGCCGGGACGGCCCCCUCCUGAGACUGAGGCACCGCAAGCCUCAUGCCUGCAGUGGCUGUCAGAGUGGACACUGGAGCCAGACAACUGAGAGCCAUUGGACUUUGAGGAGUAGUGGCUGCUAAACUCAGCAGCUAGGCAGCCAAGAUUGCUAGAGAACAGGGCACUCAGACUGUAGGAGGACAGAUGUCUAGUAAGCAAGUCUAACUCAGCAUUCCUCCAGGGGGAACUGACGUUCUUCCUCCUGGAACAGCUUUCAGCCUCCAAAGGUUUACCCCAGGCUUGCCCAGAUACCCCCACCCCCAGUCAAGAGGGGCAGAGCCAAGAAUUAGGUUCUUCCUGGGCUCCACAGGGGCUGGGAAGGACCAUCCUGGCCUUCACCUGGCCUUAGCCCAGACCUACCUGGCUCCUGUCUUUUGAAGUGCUUUGUUCCACUCAGAUUCUGUAACUCUCAGCUUGGCUGGACUCUAUCCUCUGCAGACCCCAGCCUCUUGCUGCCUCCCUCGGCCAUGUGCCUUUGCCUUUCCUGAACUCUGCCUGCGUCCAGCACUUGGCCCCAUUACAUAGGGGUGUAUUAGGGCAUUUGCAGAAGCACCCUCCAUGCAUGCCCAUUCCUCCAAGCCUGGCAUGGAUGCUGCUUCUGUUUUGUGGGCUCCUGCCUGCAGCUCCUGCCAUGUCAGUGCCUGGUUCCCACAUAACCAUAAAAUGUUAGUGUCAGCCUUUGGGUCCUAGCCUAGGAGCCUGCUGGGCCUCACCUGUCUACCACAACAUGGCCAUACCACCCUAGCUGUAGCUGGGGUCUAGAAUUAAGAUUAAAUGUUCAGUGACCAA